Molecule: messenger RNA, 1502 nt
Organism: Epinephelus fuscoguttatus (brown-marbled grouper)
Lineage: Eukaryota; Metazoa; Chordata; Actinopteri; Perciformes; Serranidae
Exons: 9
Coding region: 48-1004 (318 amino acids)
Source: RefSeq, a predicted model, not a curated record
UGUUUGCUGCAUUGAAAGAUUUUACAGCGGAAAAUACUACAGUUUCCAUGACUGUGGGGUGGACACCUUUGGAAGGAUAUGUCACCACUUACAGUAGUGACUAUAAACCUCCCAGUGAGCACCACCCACAAGUCAACCAGCUAAAGCACAGACGUGAAGCUGAGGCUGCUCCUGCAUACAUGAACCCACCUCAGACUCAUCGUGAAACCUGGCCUUCAUUUAAUCAAUACUUGUAUAAGACAACAAACAGCAUCUAUGGCUCAAGUACCGGUUCACAGCCUCCCUCCUGUUCCGUCUUCCCUGCCUCCUUGCGUCCAUUCGGCGUCCACACUCCUUCCAUGUCCAAGGUGUCUGGGGUUGUUGACUCCUCCCUGACAGAGGCCAGGACACAGGAAGCGGGAGUUGCAGGAGAGAAUGGGCCUUUUCUUUGUGAGGAGGAGAAAGCUAAUGUGUUGGAGCAGCUGGAGGCAAAAGAUGAGCCGCAGCAGAUGAUUGAUGUUCUCUGCGAGGAAGGUGAGAUUGUGUUGUCAUCUCAUGCCGGUCUGGCCUGCUGUGACGAUUUCCUCAGAAGUGUCUGCAGAGAAGCCAGGCUGCAGCACCUGCUCCGCCUUCCUGUGGCCUGCAGUCCAAUUAUCACAGUCAAAGAUGCUGAAAACUGGGCUCACUGUGCCUGGGUGAGGGGCUUGGGACCGGCUAUUGGACUGAAAAACAGCUUCUUCCUUCAGCCUACCUCCAGGCAGUGUUGUUGCUGUGAAUGGCAAAGUGAGAGCCCAAAUCGUUGUUGCUUUGAGGUGCAAACCUUCCCUCCCUGCAUCCCUCACAGCAGCACGUUACCUCCGGCCCACGUACAGCCGACUUUCUACUGCACAGUGCCCAGCAGGAAGCCACCAUUGACAGAGUACCAAGCCAGGUACACUGCUGAGUGGGCCCAGCCUAAGAUGCAGCAGUGUUACAUUCACCAUCAUCAUCCUUCAUGUACCAAGAUACUUGAUCCUUCACGCUGAAUCUCUUUUUUCUUUUGUCUCAAUACACAGCAGAUUACAAAAAAACUGUUUUAUGUUUUGUGUCAAAUAUGAUUAAUGUUAAAAAGCACUGCUUCUUCAUCCAGUCACCAGCACGUCUCAGGCCGAGAGGAUUGCCACAUGUGAAAAAUCCCUCUUACUGAGGAAGCGGUCAAGGUAUCUUGCCUCAGGGUACAGAAGCUGAGGAUGAGUCAUAGCACAGCAGUAAACCAUCUGCUGGCAGGCACUUAAAGGGGACAGUAAAAUGUGCCUCUUGUCAUCCUAUUGGGACGAGGUUCAAAUGUGCACGUGGCAGUGCAGAGGUGGAAUAAGUACUCAGAUUCUUUAAGUAAAAAAUGAAAAUAAAACAAGGCAAAAGGGUAGGUGUUCAUUUACAUAUAAGUUGCAGCCUAAAUGUAUAUGUCAACACACUACAGGGCGUUGCCAUGGUGAAAAUAGGAAGAAGACUUCUCUAUGGUUGCUGUUUUUUUAACCAUUCAU